This is a messenger RNA of Syngnathus acus (greater pipefish), 4357 nucleotides long. It is a transcript of the gene znf438, whose product is annotated as zinc finger protein 438. The transcript has 5 exons. The coding region runs from base 320 to 2647 and encodes 775 amino acids. Lineage: Eukaryota; Metazoa; Chordata; Actinopteri; Syngnathiformes; Syngnathidae. The record is from RefSeq and is a predicted model, not a curated record. Gene Ontology annotation, cellular component: nucleus.
ACGGUUUGGUCCAAAAUGGCUGGAGCAAAAACAGAAAUGAGAAGCGACGAUUUUGCAGAGUAUUUUGCAAAAUGACUCCGUCUUUAAAGUGAAGGUGCAGCCUCCAGUUCUCUGGAGAUCCGAGUGGAACGUAAUUCGAGGAAGCCUUGAGUACCAAAGCUCUGAAAACUUGCCGAUGCAUUGAUGGAUUGUGAGGCCCACGUUUUAGGAAAACCUGGGGGGAGUGCGGAUAGGUGACGGGUAGGACCACGACCUCGGCUCCACCUAAUGACGAAGGAGAUCAUCAAAUAGCUGGUUUCCACUGAAUCCAGCCAUUCAAAUGAAGAGCCUUCAGUUCCGCAACAUCGCCCCCAAGGCCCCAGUUAUUGUGCCUUCCCCAUCCCCUACAGUCCUAGCCUGUCAACCUCCCCCUGCCCUCCCUGAAGCUAAUAGUGGCUCCACCUCUAAAUCCAUCGUUGUGCCUACCCAAAACUAUGCCCUGAUGCAAAUAGCUGGUCAGGAUGGCACAUUCUCUCUGGUGGCACUGCCCCCUCCUGUCUCCUCCCAGACAACGCACCAACAACAACCUCAACAAACUCAGUCCAUCCAAAAGAAUCUCAAGCUGCCCAUACCCAGGUACAAACCUGUGAGGAGAGCAGGGACUACAGAUAAGGUUAGAUCAACACCUCUAAGGGUGAAAGCUGCCUCUGGGGUUGCAGCGCCCAAAAAACUAGUGAGCAACACGUCUUUGUUGAUUAAGGAGAAAAAAGAGGAGAGUACGGUCCCUCAAACUCAAAACCCAAAGGUGGAACCGUCCGAGCAGGUCAUUUUUAUCGACCCGGCCUGUUCUGAUAUCUCUGUCCCUGCCCUUUUACCAGAUAAUGCUGUCCUGUACCCGGGGUCCCAAUUAGAACAAACCCCAGACAAAGCUGAGCAAUCUGGGAUUGCAGGCCUUGUUCAAAAUCCAUGCCCAUCUUCUACUCUCCCGACUGCUCUCAAAUCGUCGCAGGGCAAUUCCCUGGAGCAAAGCGGUCCAGUGAGGAUGUGCCAAUCAAAGCCUGCGUCAGCUCCGUGUCCAAACAGCAUCGCUGUUAUCUCUCCAGCCAUCUUCAGUAAAGCAGUGCAGAUUAUCCCUUCUCCUCCUAAGGGUAAACUGUCCAUCCCUCCCUACUCUAAAAUGAAGACCACACUCAUUCCACCUGCUAAGAUCAACUUGUCCCCAGAGAAGGAUUGCUUGAACCAAUCGGGUCCCAUGAGCCCCAAAGAUCCUUCAAUCCACGAAAUAGCUCAAGCUUGGGGUAGCAGCCAGUUGCCAAACUCAUCUGAUCAGCCUCAGAAUAAAAACCCACUCAACCCGGUUGUGGGUAACCUUCAGAAGUUACCGGGAAAGAAAAGAGGACGAAAGAGAAAGACAAUGGAAGACAUUUUAGCAUAUGAGGCCCGAAAGAAGAGGUCAUUGUCCUUCUUUCGUAGAAAGUCCCCUGAAAAACCCUCAAUAGUCGUAUCAAAUUCCAAGCAAAAAGAAGUUGACAUUUCCAAGAAGUACCGUAGCAUUCAGCCAAAGCCAAUGUUGGUGAUGGAGGCCCUCCCCCAGCUACUUAGUUUGCCCCCCAGUACUUCAGAUGGUCAAGAACCGGUGUUUGUACCAAGUCACCAGCUCCCCACACCAACCACAAUAAAGGAUCCAGAUUGUCCUCCCCAACACCACCCGGUUGCUCUCCAUCUGAGCGGUUCGUCCCAUUCCAGAAUUCUGGUCGCCAGCCGCUCCUUCCAUCGUUGCCCCACCUGCAGCCGCUGCUUCCAGUUUAAGCAUCACCUCCAGAGCCACAUGAACAGUCACACCAACAGUCGACCGUAUGUCUGCCCGGUGUGCCGCAAAGCCUACGCGCAUUCGGGCAGCCUGAGCACCCAUAUGAAGCUUCACCAUUCUGAGGCUCGAUCUCGUCAGUCUCUGAGCUGCGAGUUCUGCAAAAAGGCUUUUGGAUAUGUGGGCGUGUACUUCAGUCAUCUACGAGAGGUUCACAAGGUCUUGCUUACGGUGGAGCCGUCCAUUAAACGUAACGAGGAGGACGUAGCUGUUGAGAGGGACAAUUCAGAACCCUCAGUUGAUCAGGGCCGUGAAGAAUCUGUGGAGCUGCAGAUUAAAUGCGGCCGCUGCCAUGUGGUCACUCCCAGUUUUGCCGACAUGAAGAUGCAUCUUAUAUAUGUUCAUGAGGAGGAGGUCCUGAUUCAGCUACAGGGGGGCCAGCCUCUGUCGGGUGGUCUUAACCCUGAAGAACAACUGAUCAAACGCGCCGCACACUACUGGCGGCAGCUCAAUAAGAAACGCAACCUUGUCAAGUGCGGGAACUGCGAUGAGGAAUUCUUCUCUUUUGCUAAACUCAAGAGGCACAUUAGGUUCCACCACUGUGGAAGUGAACGGGAGGACAAGAGUGUCCGGACGUCAGCUCCCGGCGGAUGCCUUGGGGUACUUGCAACAGGUUCCGCCUUCAACUGUGUACUUUGCAGCAAGGUGUUGGAUACUAAAGAAGGAGUUCUGGAGCACUGGCGGGGUCACCACCACUGUGAGCAACCCAGCGUACUGUGGGCUGCCCUGAGCUCCUACUCAGGCCUGGAAGACAAAGAGGCCGACAGAGGUCUGGACACUCCGGUUCCAAGUCCGCAUUAACCUGCCCAACAUGGAGCUUGUAACGUUCAACAAGGCAGGGAUUUAGUGUUUCAUCUUUCACAACUUCUCUCAUUCUUCAAGAUUCAGCUGUCGUGUUCGGUUUAUGUUGCACUGUUUUUUUUCUUAUUUAAUUUUUAUUUAAAUACAGUGAAACUGUUGAAAACAUCACAUGCAAAUAUCGAUAUAAUAAUUGCUGUGGGAGCCAUGAAUGUAGUUUUGGUUUGACUUGUCUGGGAUGCAUCCAAAUACUUUGGUGCAUUCACACACAUAAAAAUGGUUGUAUUUCUCUAGAGUCACGCAACAGCACCUUGUUACGCAAUGGGUUGCAGGUUAUUCAGUGAGUUUAUUCAACUUUUCAUUUCUGUGCAAAAGCCAACCCAAAUUUCUUUGCAUGGUGUUACAUCCUCAAUGGGAAGUGUUCAUUUGUAUUUUUGUUGUCUUCUGUAUCAACUGAGGUGUGUAAGUAGUUUAGCUUAGAGACUAUGUACACUGGACGAUCAUUUAACCCGCCAGCCCAAAAGUGUAAAGCGCUUUUCUAACUUUGGUACUCAAAGCGCUUAAGACCGCUUCAAAAACCACAUAAGAAUCUUUAUAGUUACUGUAGCGAAGAAACUAUAGCAUUAAAAGCAGCGUUUUGGGUCCUAUAUAGGAGUAUUUGGCCAACACUGGAUUAAGUUGGAAUUUGAAAGAGUCAAAAUUGCCACACUGCAUCAGAUUAGUGCGGAUUUUUAUCAGGAACUAACAUUUCUGCAAUCACAUUAAACUGAUGACCGUGUCAUCGUGCCAGAACUUUGGUAUUUCUUUUUUUCGAGGGAGCUUUUGUUUAUUUAUUUUUUGUGACGUAAUUCUCUCAAUUUUAGAUUUCUUUUUCAAAUUCCAACUACAGUAUUUCCAGUCGUUUGUUUAUUUGUGUCGUUCCCAUACUCCUUUAUAAGGUCCGCUGCCGACUUGAAUCCAACAACACACUUGACCGGCACUCAUGUGACUGCCUUGUGGCCUUUAAAAGAAGAAAUAAAAGUACUCCAUAUUGUCAUGUGGCUUCCAUUUGACGGCCAAAACUUGUUGAUUGCCUAUUUGUGUACUCUGUGAUAUGCCAAGGUUCUCUUCACAUAAGUGAUUGUACAUCUGUGUUGAAGCUUUUGACCACUGACGUAAUACUGUUUUAGCUCGUUGUUGACGUAUGCACCCGAGAAAAUCAAUUGACUCUCGUCUCGGUAGAGUUUAUGUACUGUUGUCCAGAAAAAUAUGCUAUUUUAUACUAGUAUGCUUGUGUGAAAUGAGGUGUCACUGAGAUGUUUGUAUGAUAUAAUUGAGUUGAGAUAUUCUAUAGUUAAUCUGUUUUCAUAUGAAAUAAAAAAUGACAGGGUCAAAUGAAUGUACCUAGAUGUUUUUUAAAAAAAAAAAAAAAAAAAAAAAUCCUAGUCACAGUACCAAUAUAUUGGCUGCAUAGAUAUAUAUGUAUAGAUAUGAUAUAUAGAUGUAAUCUAUAGAUACAAUAGCUAUAUUGUGAAAAUUAUAAAUACAGUAUAUUUACAAAUAUAUUUAGAUGAUCUGUUUGGUCACAACAAAACACAAAGUUGGAAGUGGCUAAGCUGCAGUGCACUAGCGUUUAUUAUGCGUGUGUCUUUUUAAUCCUCAAGCCUCAAUACCAGUAAGGAAGCAAGCGGUAGAAUUCAUGGUUACAAAUUUGGAGCGGGCGUUAUACCUCGU